Molecule: messenger RNA, 1374 nt
Organism: Effrenium voratum
Lineage: Eukaryota; Dinophyceae; Suessiales; Symbiodiniaceae
Source: the annotation of a GenBank genome assembly
AUGAGCUAUCAGAACUUUUCCCGCGAGCAGAUGCAGGCGAUGGAUGCCGCGCACCAUCUGCACCCCUUCACCGACCAUGCCGACCUGCGCGCGGCGGGCAGCCGCAUCAUCACCCGCGCCGACGGUCCUUAUGUCUAUGACGCGCUGGGCAACGAGAUCCUCGACGCGAUGGCGGGCCUUUGGUGCGUCAAUGCCGGCUAUGGCCGAAAGGAGCUGGUGGACGCGGCCACCGCGCAGCUGGAGGAGUUGCCCUACUACAAUUCCUUCUUCCGCUGCACGACGCCGACGCCGGCGCUGCUCGCCGACCGGCUGGCGCGGAUCGCGCCCGACCACAUCAACCAGGUCUUUUUCGGUUCGUCCGGAUCGGAGGCCAACGAUACCGCGCUCAGGCUGGUGCGCCAUUACUGGGCGCUGGAAGGCCGGCCGGAGAAGAAUAUCGUCAUCUCGCGCGACUGGGCCUAUCACGGCUCGACCAUCGCGGCGACAUCGCUCGGCGGCAUGGCGGCGAUGCACGAGCAGCUUUAUGGCGCGGUGCCGAACAUCCGCCAUGUCAUGUGCCCCUACGCGUUCGAACUGGCCGAACCGGGCGAGAGCGAUCGCGAUUUCGGACUGCGCGCGGCCAAGGCCGUCGAGGACGCGAUCGUCGAGGCCGGUCCGGACAAUGUCGCCGCCUUCAUCGGCGAGCCAAUCCAGGGCGCGGGCGGCGUCAAGAUCCCGCCGGCCAGCUACUGGCCGGAAAUCCAGCGCAUCUGCGACAGGUACGACGUGCUCCUGAUGCUGGACGAGGUGAUCACGGGCUAUGGCCGCACGGGAGAAUGGUUCGCGGCCCAGUCGAUGGACAUCGCGCCGGACACGAUCACAACGGCCAAGGGCCUGACAUCGGGCUAUCAGCCCCUGUCGGCACUGCUGGUCGGCGACCGGAUUGCCAAGACGCUGGUCGACAAGGGCGGCGAGUUCUAUCACGGCUACACCUAUUCGGGUCAUCCGGUGGCCUGCGCGGUGGCGCUGGCCAACCUCGAGAUCAUCGAGCGCGAGGGGCUGAUCGACCGGGUGCGCGAGGACACCGGCCCCUAUCUGGGCGAAGCGCUGACGGCCGGGAUCGGCGAUCAUCCGCUGGUCGGCGAGGUGCGCACGUUCGGCCUCCUGGCCGGCAUCGAGAUCGUCAAGGACCGCGACACGCGCGCCCGCUUCGAGCCCGAGGGGCAUGCCGCGUCCGUUGUCCGCGAUCACGCGAUCGAGGGCGGUCUGAUGAUGCGCGCGGUGAUGGACACGAUGAUUCUGUCGCCGCCGCUGAUCUGGACGCGGGAGACGAUCGACACGGCCGUCGACCGGAUUCGCGCCGCGCUCGACAAGGCUGCAAAGGACCUGCGCUGA